UGCUGUCCUGUCCACAUGUCGACGGCCUUGGACGAGCGUCAGGAAGAGGUGCUGCGUGUCACUUCCUUCCUCAUCGCCUCUGAACACACACGCCUGUCGAGCAGCGAGCAGCUCCGCAGACACAUCGACCUGCCGAGGACGAGAGACGGACGAGAGACGGACAGAGAGACGGGCGAGAGACGGACAGACGCACAGAGAUCACCAGCCGCCGCCGCCUCGCAUCACCUCUCAGGUAAAAGACAUCUUCAGGUUGCCAACAUGGACGCCCCCCCACAGAUCUCUGCGGAGGAGCUGGAGGAUCUUAAAGAAGCGUUCGCAAAGAUCGACAUCGACAACAACGGCUUCAUCAGCAAGGACGAGCUGAACGCGUUGUUCAAAGCCGCCAACCUGCCGCUGCCCGGCUACAGGAUCCGAGAGAUCGUCCAGGAGCUGACGGAGGGCAGCGGUCAGCUCACCUUCGACGAGUUCACCCAGAUCGUUCACGGACUGAAGAGCGGCGAAGUCGCCAAGACCUUCAGGAAGGCCAUCAACAAGAAGGAGGGAAUCGUGGGCGUGGCCGGAACGUCGGAGCAGUCCGGCACGCAGCACUCGUACUCCGAGGAGGAGAAAGUGGCCUUCGUGAACUGGAUCAACAAAGCUCUGGAGAAGGACGGCGACUGUAAACACGUUCUGCCCAUGGAUCCCAACGGCCACGACCUGUUCACCGCCAUGGGCGACGGAAUCGUGCUCUGUAAGAUGAUCAACCUCUCGGUCCCCGACACCAUCGACGAGAGGACCAUCAACAAGAAGAAGCUCACGCCCUUCACCAUCCAGGAGAACCUGAACCUGGCCCUGAACUCCGCGUCGGCCAUCGGCUGCCACGUGGUGAACAUCGGGGCCGAGGACCUGAAGGAGGGCAGGCAGCACCUGGUGCUGGGGCUGCUGUGGCAGGUCAUCAAGAUCGGACUGUUCGCCGACAUCGAGCUCAGCAGGAACGAAGCUCUGAUCGCUCUGCUGCGGGACGGCGAGAGUCUGGAGGAUCUGAUGAAACUGUCCCCGGAGGAGCUGCUGCUGCGUUGGGCCAACUAUCACCUGGAGGAGGCCGGCAGCGGCAAGAUCAACAACUUCAGCUCCGACAUCAAGGACUCCAGGGCGUACUACAACCUGCUGAACCAGGUGGCUCCCAAAGGAGACGAGGAGGGAAUCCCCCCGAUCGCCAUCGACUUGUCAGGACUCAGGGAGAAGGACGACCUGCGGCGAGCCGAGUGCAUGCUGGAGCAGGCCGAGCGCCUCGGCUGCAGACAGUUCGUCAUGCCGCCGGACGUCGUCAGAGGAAACCCCAAACUCAACUUGGCCUUCGUGGCCAACCUGUUCAACAAGUACCCGGCUCUGAAGAAACCGGAGAACCAGGACAUCGACUGGAGCUCCAUCGAAGGUGAAACCAGGGAGGAGCGGACCUUCAGGAACUGGAUGAACUCGCUGGGCGUCAACCCUCGCGUCAACCACUUAUACGCAGACAUCGACGACGCCCUGGUGAUCUUCCAGUUGUACGAGAAGAUCAAGGUUCCGGUCGACUGGGACAGAGUCAACAAGCCUCCGUACUCCAAACUGGGCAGCAACAUGAAGAAGCUGGAGAACUGUAACUACGCCGUGGAGCUCGGGAAGAAGGAGGCCAAGUUCUCUCUGGUCGGCAUCGCGGGCCAGGACCUGAACGCAGGGAACCGAAAGCUCACGCUCGCUCUGCUCUGGCAGCUCAUGAGACGAUACACCCUGAACAUCCUGGAGGACCUGGGCGACGGGCAGAAGGUGAUCGACGACACCAUCGUGGCCUGGGUCAACGGAACGCUCACGCAGGCCGGGAAACCCACCAUCUCCAGCUUCAAGGACGGGACGAUCAGCAGCUCUAUGCCGGUUCUGGACCUGAUCGACUCCAUCCAGCCUGGAUCCAUCAGAUACGACCUGCUGAAGAACGACGACCUGACUGAAGAGGAGAAACUCAACAACGCAAAGUACGCCAUCUCCAUGGCGAGGAAGAUCGGCGCCCGGGUCUACGCGCUGCCCGAGGACCUGGUGGAGGUCAAACCCAAGAUGGUGAUGACGGUGUUCGCCUGCCUCAUGGCGCGCGGCAUGAAGAGAGCGUGAAGACGAGGAGGAAGGGAGGGAGGGAGAUAAGGGGGGGACGGGGGACGGGUGAUGAGGAGGGAGGGGUGACGUAGGGCUUAUAACCUGAAACUUUGGAUUUUAAAGACAAAAGUGUCAGAGGAAAUUUCCUCCUCUACGGUCGGUUUCAUUUCUUCUGGUGGAUCCGUUCAACUCAGUCUCAACAUUAUGGAUUUUUAUAUACAGUAUAUAUUAAAAAAAUAACUUGUCAAUGAUCCUUAAGAUGUUGUUAUAAAACCCUCACGCCGUAGAAAUGUAAUUAAGGUUUGAUAUUUUACAGCUGAAACGUAAACGUGGUCGAUGUGAAAAUCUCAGGGUGGAGUUUGUUCCCAGCCUGUUUCUGUGGUACAUUGUCACUAACCUUUAACAUUUGAAAUCAGAAACUUUUAUAAGCAACAAAUAAAGAAUUCAGUUUUGACAAA
This is a messenger RNA of Scophthalmus maximus (turbot), 2561 nucleotides long. It is a transcript of the gene lcp1, whose product is annotated as lymphocyte cytosolic protein 1 (L-plastin). The transcript has 17 exons. The coding region runs from base 16 to 2121 and encodes 701 amino acids. Gene Ontology annotation, biological process: actin filament bundle assembly; actin filament network formation. NCBI's taxonomy places the organism in Eukaryota, Metazoa, Chordata, Actinopteri, Pleuronectiformes, Scophthalmidae. Gene Ontology annotation, cellular component: cytoplasm; actin filament; actin filament bundle. Gene Ontology annotation, molecular function: actin filament binding; calcium ion binding. The record is from RefSeq and is a predicted model, not a curated record.